ACCAAACAAUGUUGUCAGAUCUUGCACAAAUCGGACAAAACGGAAAAACUGCUGAGCAGUCAUUAAACACAACAUUAAAAGGUUGAAAACACAGUGGUCAAGGCAUGUUGCUUAUGGAGAAAUGUUUAUUGGUCACAAUAAAGUAUAGCACAUGCAUUUUGUAUCUCCAAAAGUAAAAACAAAAAAGAUUUCACAACUCGGUGGAUUUAGCAUUUACUCUGCAUUCAAACAUAAACUGUAGUAUAACAGGUACUGUGGAAAAAUCAGCCUGAAUCAGCCUUCAAAGGGCUCUCUGUAAACUUGUUUCAUUCGUAUCCUGUUGCGAUGGAGGAUACGGUCAGUGGUGGAAAGGCCCACACUAUUGACCUCCUCUUCCUCCUUCUCUUCCUCCUCUUACACACCUCUCACACUGUCUGUGUCUCUGAUCCAUUGCUGUCAUGAGCUUGCAGGACCAACCUGCUUGCACUGUUUGAACUGGCUUAUAUUGGUUGUAAUGUUGUCAUGACAUGAUGAGAAAUAAGUGUGAUUAAUUUUGAAUUGUUGUGUUCAAUGAACGACGAUGUGUUUUAUUUGUGUUCAUAUUUGUGUUGAUAUUUUGCCACUUGUUGUUACCGUUAUGCAUCACAGUGACAACUGUGUUUUAUUGCCUGAGAAUGUGUUUAGAGUUCUGCAAAAGGAAGGACUGAGAUCUGCAAAUAGUGUUUUACUAGAUGAAGAUGGUUUAUGGUUUUGUCAAAAUGAUGCUCAAUUCAGCGAAUGAGUUUAAACAACUGAGCAAUUGAUUCACAUAACAGAAAUUAGUGUUUUAGCAAUUCAGAAAAACUGAAAACACUAAGCACCUCAGUGUUCAACUGGUUCUGAAACAUGUCUAUUCAUAUGAUGGUUUGUGUGUGUCAUUUGAAAACAAAAUACCAUUUUGAGAAGAAAUAACAUUGUUUUGAAUGUAAAGUUUCAUUUUGCAGGAGAAUUGUUGGUUUUGCCCAUUGUGUGUGUGUAUUAUUGAUUUGUGUGUAGAGUUCUGAGAAUAUGAGGCAUGCUUUCAGAAAAUGUGUGUAAACACUUGAGAAAAACUGUAAUUUAAAAAAAAUCUAAUGUAAUUUUUUAAAUUGCUCUGCAGGUUCUUUUUUCUUUAUAGGUCAGUUUUCAGAGGAAACACUCACAGGUUGUCACCAGUAGUUUGUCUGCUUUCAUUAGUCACCGCAAAAGGUGUUAACGUACAAGACAGGAAGCGCAGGGAACCACCAACACAAGUUCCUCAUGUUUUGUCCUUUGUUUCUUUCUUUUCACACUAAGGGUGUUUUAUCAUCUUUUCACCAACGUUCAAAUCUGCUCCCUUGAUAAAAAGUAUUUCAGUCGUUAUCUUGUUGUCAUUUAGCUUAGACUUAAAGAUGAACUUUGAAUAGAGAAGUUAAGGCGUUCACAUCCGUUCUGAUAGUUUAUGUGGCUUUAACAAGAAGAGAACAACCCUGACCAGACUUUAAACCUCUGCUGUGCCACUAAGAGCUAAGGGCAACACAGACAGAGCAGCACAUAGACUGAAAUGUCUCUCUUUGUGGUGCUGGGACUGCUGGAAGGGCUUUUUUCAUGCUCCAGUGCUGUGACUCCUGUGUAUUUGUUUGUGCAGGAGGGACAAGACUUACUGCUGAAUGUCACAAUCGCUGAUAGUGAUGAGAAAGCUUUUGUUUUUUGGAACUUCAAUCAGACUUCAUCUUUAGUAAGCUUUUAUCCUGGUGGCAACUCAGUGUCUUCACUUUACAAGGGAAGGAUUGAGUUUUCUGUGAACAAUUACUCAGUGAAAUUGAAGAAUGUCCAAAAGGCAGACAGUGGAGUUUAUUCUGUACGAGUGAGAUCGGCUAAAGAAGAAAAAACACAAGCUGAAUACAACGUCAGCGUUCAAGGUCGAGUGUCUCCAGUGAACCUGAGUGUGGACUCUUUGUCCUGGAGUUCAGACUCCUGUAACUUCACUGUGACCUGCACUGCACGAGACUCUAACAUCAGCAGCACUUUUAGAUGUGACAACCAAACCAAAACCUGCAGUCAGGAUGGAGGAAAGCAGUCAAAGCUCACGAGCUCUGGUGCUUCUCUCCACGUCCACCUGCUGAAUGAGUCAAUCACCUGUCACCAUAGUAACCAGAUCAGCUCGGCCAAGGACAGCAAACCGACUCAAUAUUUCUGCUCCCAAAGUGAUGAUAACAAACAAGGAAGCAGCACAGACACUGUUGUCAUCAUAAUUGUUGCUGUUGUUCCUGUCAUCGUAGUACUUUUGAUCAUCGGUUUCAUAUGUUAUCUAUGUAAAUGUAAAAGAGAGGACACCCAAGGAGUACAUGAUGUUCCUCAGGUUGACCCUGCAGUCCAACCUCAGCGUCAGAGCCAAACACAUGAUUCUUCAGGUGUUUCUCCGACCUCCAAUCACUGCUCGGUGGGGCCUCACUCUGGAUCCUCUGGAAGUAGAGGCAAAUCACUACCAGAGAGCCUGUAUGAUCAGGUAGAAAAGCCUGCCAGAUCCUGAGAAAAAUUAACAGGAAUCGUAUCCCACGGUUACCACUUUGUAGUUUUUGUAUUGACGUGUUGCCCAAGCUGGUGACCUUUGGCCUGUACACUUUAUAUUUUAAGACAGUAGAUAGUGUGCUAAAUAAUAUUGCAUACAGAUCUGAUUCAGCAGAACAGUAGACCACCCACGGAGAAAAGACAACGUAAAGACAGGAGCUGGAGUCAGUUUAAUCAUUAGAAAGAAGACAGAAAGAAAGAGCCUGAGGAACAAGCACACAUCUGGUAGUCUAAGCUACAUGUGACUUCAUACUGAGUAUUGUACUUGUGCAUAUUUCUACACAGCGAUGUUGAGAAUAUUGUGAGCGGGAGACUGAGAGACAGAGACACACCUAAUUUGU
Molecule: messenger RNA, 2888 nt
Organism: Scatophagus argus
Lineage: Eukaryota; Metazoa; Chordata; Actinopteri; Scatophagidae
Product: CD48 antigen-like
Exons: 6
Coding region: 1541-2509 (322 amino acids)
Source: RefSeq, a predicted model, not a curated record